AUGUCCAGUCAGAUUGCUACCACCAGUGGAAUCCCUGGUCAGCUAAGUAACUUUGGAAUUGUUUCCGGCUCUGCUGCGUCCGACUCAUACGGCCCUCAGGCCAUUAACGAUGUUCUCAUGAUUUCUCCUGGUAACCAAACUGCCCAGUCGGUUCACAUCGCCACUCUAGCAGUGUGCAACGUCCUUAUUGGCAUUGUCGUGUUGAUGGGCUGUGUGGGGAACGGGGCUGUUAUUGUCCAGGUGAUAACAAACUGUAACGCUCGUUACGGGUUUGCACCUCUCAUCCUAAACCUUGCUGUUUCCGACUUUCUUAUCUGCUCAUGUCUCUCUCCAGUCUUUCUCAUUUUCCUCUUCCGUUCGCCACCCACCCCCAACAUUUUCUGCGGACUAUUCAUCUUCAUGGGGACGAUAUGCACAUUGUCCUCUCUACUAACAAUGACAGCGAUAGCUCUGCAUCGAUAUAGACUCAUGUCCAGUUCGGCUGGUCAGCGUUAUCUCAGCAUCCCUAUUUCGCUGCUGACCUUGGCCUUCAUCUGGGCAUUGGGCUUCUCUGUAGCCCUGGCCGGAAUCUUAUACGUCAGCAGUAACUGGAACGACCCUUUCCAAAAAUGUGAGCUAAUAAAAGUGACGAACAACGAACGUGGCGACCUUUCUGAUUUUGCUAUCUCCUUUCUAGCUCCCGUAUGUGCAUUGGGAUUCAUCUGCACAGCAACCUCUUGUCUUGUUAUGUUAUGGGUCGCUCGACUCCCCACCUGUUGGAAAAAUGCUUGCGAGUUCUACAAUGCAGAAGCAUCAAAGUCUGAUCAAAAACCGAAAAUAUCAGAGGUCAUUUCGAAUAGUUUCAAACAGCUGAUUGGUUGUUUUUCUAUGGUUGACAAGGAAACUAGAAUAUUGUAUUUGGUUGCGAUCUUAGUAGCAUCCUUCUGUUGGGCCCCUAUUUUGAUUGCCCACAUCCUUACCCUAUCCACAGGCGAGUCUCUGGUCCUGUACCAGCUGAAACUUUGUGGUAUUGCUCUUGUCUUUUUGAACAGUGCUCUCCAUCCAUACAUUUACACGGAGCAUGGUUGGAGACUUAAACAUCGAUACAGGGUUUGCUUACACGCGGCUUUUGACUGUCACCGAAUGUCACCGGCUGACCAAUGGUCAUUAGGCGGUGUUGUAGCAGCGAACGGUACAAACGCAACAGGCCCAACCGUUCAGCAGCCGUCAGUUGUGUCCGUGGGAACGGUUAAUGAUGAUCUUGACACGAUCAGUCUGGACACUGCUAUUCGGACCAUGACGACAAUGACAGUUACCGGUGGUGUUGUAGAAACAAGGAUUUGCGACUGUAACAAAAACGUUAUAUGUAACAGGAGUCACGGAGAUCUUACUGUCAACGCAAGCAUUAACAAAAAUAUUGUUAAUGACGGCGAUCAAAAUAGUAACGAAUUGGAUGCUGCGUUUGCCGUCGAGAUCGAAGAUAACGACACACUUGAUAGCGGUAUCGAUCGGGACGCACUAAGUGAGGUCGAAGAUAUCGAUAAUGAGGUUGACGGCUCAGGCGAUUCGACUAACAAACAGAGUUCUACUAAUCGACAAAUAUUCGUGACCAAGAAGAGCGACGAGGAUGAACUGCAGAAUUAUGUGGGGUCGCUUGAUAGCCUCAUCCUGACCGACGGUUCGUCAGAAUCUUCGUUAUAUUGCGCUGAUGCGGCCGAAAACCUUACCGUUGCUCUGCCUCCACGAAAUUCAACCCCUACAGUGCCAGCGACGGUAUCCGUUGGGAGCCGUAGAAAAUCAGGUGGCGCCAUCAUCGCUAGACAUUCGCCCUUGUCAUCCUGGUCGGCCGCGCCGCUCCACCGCCAUCCACCAGCCCCGCCCACCUCUCCGACACAACAAAGACAUCUGUACCAUUAUCACCAUCUCCACCAUCAUCAUCAUGUGAUAUUAUUUCCUAACAAUGGUGACUGUGUUGGAGCGGCCGACACUGCUACCCUUCAUCGACAGUCUUGCCACGCGGCCGGUUGUCGGGAGUACGAACCUGUGAAAAAAGACGCAGAGGUGAAGGAGGAAGAGCAGCAGCAGCAACUUCAAGAAGAUGUAAAAUCUGAGGUAACAAAAGAAAAUAAAACUUUCUGUGGCCACCGAAACUGUGAUGAAGCUUUUCGACAAGAGGUGGCCGUUGCCUCAGCUUCAGGCAACAAAGCUGCUGAAGUUCUUCUUCGGCUUCUGAAUAUCGGAGAAAGGUCCUCGUCUUCAUCACCGGCUUCACAUCCAUCAUCAUCUAUCCAACCACCCCGAUCGUCUCCCCCACACCGGAUCGCUUCCCGCUCCCCUCCACCUUGCACUUGUCCAUCUCGGUUGACUUCUCCAUUAUCGGCUGCAGUUAUCAAUGACCCAGAGGAAGACUGCCCGGCCCAGACACCGCUCAUUUCUUAUUGUGCCCAACACCGUGAUCACUCACAGGAAGGUCCCCACUCUACGGUACACCAUAUAAAAGGGUCGGAAUACUGGUACCCGAGUCAUGAUGACGGCGUUUUUGUUACUGAACACUCUUACCCGGAUCCUCAACACUCGGUCCUCCAACCAAAUCAAACUCCUUAUCAUCAAGAGCAAUGUAAAUUCUACCCACAAAAACAAACAUACACUUAUAGCCAUCACAAAGCACCCCACGAACAUACGCAAACAGAGUUACCCUCACGACAAAAAACUCACAAGCACAAUCGAAGCAGACCAAACCGGUAG
Molecule: messenger RNA, 2724 nt
Organism: Acanthosepion pharaonis
Lineage: Eukaryota; Metazoa; Mollusca; Cephalopoda; Sepiida; Sepiidae
Source: the annotation of a GenBank genome assembly